Messenger RNA from Drosophila grimshawi, 1780 nucleotides. It is a transcript of the gene GPHR, whose product is annotated as Golgi pH regulator. The transcript has 7 exons. Lineage: Eukaryota; Metazoa; Arthropoda; Insecta; Diptera; Drosophilidae. Gene Ontology annotation, biological process: intracellular pH reduction. The coding region runs from base 114 to 1484 and encodes 456 amino acids. Gene Ontology annotation, cellular component: Golgi cisterna membrane. Gene Ontology annotation, molecular function: voltage-gated monoatomic anion channel activity. The record is from RefSeq and is a predicted model, not a curated record.
AUGUGAAGAACAAUAGAAUUAAAACGAUUUCUAACUAAGCAAUGCCACAACAUAUGCACCCAAGCAGAGCAAUAUUAACAACGAAAACGUAACAACUUGUCACACAACCGAAAAUGGCUUUUCUCGGCGACUGUGUAAUUGUGUUCGUCUCCCAGAUGCUGUUCUUUGCCGGCGGCUGGCUAUUUUUUAACAAGCAGCUCUUCAAGCACUAUGAGAUACGUCACAUCUCCGUGCAGUUGAUAUUCUCCUCAACAUUCGCCCUUUCCAUCACAAUGUUUGAGCUGAUCAUCUUCGAAAUCAUUGGCGUACUGGAGUCUAGCUCCCGGUAUUUCCACUGGCGUCUCGGAUUGACGCUGCUGCUGUUCAUGGUGACAGCGGUGAUACCCGUCUACAUCUGCUACUCUGUGAUACACAGCAUUUCCUUCUUUUCUGACAGAUGGGUGCGCAUUUUGACCACUCUCUGCUGGUUUAUCUUCCUGUACGGUCUCUGGCGCAUUGGUGAACCCUUCCCACUGCUUAGCGCCUCGCAUGGCAUAUUCACCAUCGAGCAGGGAGUGUCACGGAUCAGUGUCAUUGGCGUCACAGUCAUGGCCAUACUAUCCGGCUUCGGUGCUGUCAAUUAUCCAUACACUAGCAUGACCUAUUUCAUUAAGCCCGUUUCGCGCAAUGACAUCAUGUGCUUUGAGCGACGUCUCGCUCUGACUGUGGACAUGCUGACGGCCAAAAAGCGACGCAUUGCAAUGGCCCUCUAUAAUCAUAAUAAACAGCAUCCUGCCAAGCCAAGAAUUUGGGAUAUGUUGACAUCAGCAGUGCACCGCACAACAAGCGGUGGGGAGGACAUCAAUCAGUUGAAGCAGGAAGUGUACGGUUUGGAGGAGCUGCAACGUUCGGUGUUUCUUGAGCUGAGCUCACUCAAAAAUAUGGAGGAGCGCCAACGUUGGUCACAAACGCUGCAGGGCAAAUACUUUAAUGUUAUCGGACAUUUCUUCAGUGUCUACUGCGUUUAUAAGAUAAUUAUGUGUUGCAUUAAUAUUAUCUUCGAUCGCGUUGGUCGCAAGGAUCCAGUGACGCGUGGCUUGGAAAUUGCCGUGCACUGGUGCGGCUUUGAUAUUGAUUUGGCAUUCUGGAAUCAGCACAUUUCCUUUCUGCUCGUCGGCUGCAUUGUGGUCACCUCCAUUCGCGGCCUGCUGCUCACACUCACAAAGUUCUUUUAUCGCAUUUCAUCGAGCAAAUCGAGCAACAUUAUAGUGUUGAUUUUGGGUCAAAUUAUGGGCAUGUACUUCUGCUCAUCAGUCCUGCUGAUGCGUAUGAAUAUGCCGGCUGAGUAUCGUGUGAUCAUCACUGAGGUGCUUGGAAAUUUGCACUUCAAUUUCUAUCAUCGUUGGUUCGAUGUUAUAUUCCUGGUCAGCGCCCUGACUACCAUUAUCGUAUUGUAUUUGUCCCGCAAGCCAGUUCGUGUCGAGGAUACUGAGAUACAAAAAUGAGAGAAUAGAGAUCAUGAAAUUGUAAGAUAGAUAAUCUAGGCACAAUUGAUUAAGAAUCAGUUUAAAUAUCACAAUUAAUGCAAGCUUUAAGUUAUACAGAUUAUAUAGAUAUAUAUUAAUGCGUGUAUACGCUAGUGUGUGUGCGUAUGUUUAACUUAUUAUCUAUUAUAUAUAUAUAUAGCACCAAAAUCAAAGUAAUGUCAGCUUAAGUAACGAACUGUUUAAAAUCAUGUAAAAAUAACUGUUUGUUCUUAAGGUUUUAUUCCGUGAUUAAAGCUCUCAAAUAGCGUACCCAG